Toxorhynchites rutilus septentrionalis is the source of this 561-nucleotide messenger RNA. RefSeq lists its product as uncharacterized. The record is from RefSeq and is a predicted model, not a curated record. The coding region runs from base 1 to 561 and encodes 186 amino acids. NCBI's taxonomy places the organism in Eukaryota, Metazoa, Arthropoda, Insecta, Diptera, Culicidae. The transcript has a single exon.
AUGGGAAGAGAAAGCAACCCCAUUUUUCAAGUGGAUGGUAUAACCUUCAGCGAUCCGGUAGAUACUUCGAACACGCUCGGGGAAUAUUUCGCGGAAUUGUCCUCGAUCUCCGAAUAUGAACCCGAUUUCAUCCGUCGACAGAGAGCAGGUAUCACUUCGGUCAGCAACUUUGUGGUCUCUGUGAGUCGUCCUAAUAAUCCUCGCAACCGGAACUUCACCAUCGAGGAACUUUCUGUUGCCCUACGUUCCGCAAAAAGUGAGUCAACUGGCCCUUAUGGUAUCGGCUAUAAGAUGCUGAAACAGCUGCCCCAGCUCGGACUGUCCACCCUUCUCAGCAUCUUUAACGACCUGGGGAGUACACACGAAUUUCCCGAGGGUUGGAGACACAGCCUAGUAAUACCAAUACCUAAGACCGUUCAAAGCAGCAACAAUGUGAAAGGCUACCGUCCAAUUACCUCAACCUCCUGUUCAUUCAAGAUCAUAACCAGCACACCUCCUGCAGCGCUACGACGUCGAACUUGCGGCUCUUCAAUACGUUGGUUCAAUACGAGCACUCGUUGA